This is a messenger RNA of Coprinopsis cinerea okayama7#130, 708 nucleotides long. RefSeq lists its product as hypothetical. Lineage: Eukaryota; Fungi; Basidiomycota; Agaricomycetes; Agaricales; Psathyrellaceae. The transcript has 5 exons. Bases 1 to 708 code for a protein of 235 amino acids. The record is from RefSeq and is a predicted model, not a curated record.
AUGUGCAGUGCACAGGUCGAUCUAGGUUCAUGUUCCAGGACUUAUUGCCUCUACGUCGUCAUAGAUCUACUACCAUAUCUCAUCUUGGCGGGUGCCGUAGCUCUGUGGCACUUUUUGACAACAUGUCCCUCGUUCUCACAUGUGCUCCUCGGACAUGAGUACAGGUCCGACCAUUUGUUCUCAACGCCUUCCCGACGAAUUAGUGGCGGCGAAAUGCUAGAUGCGCCGCCCGCCCCCUGGAGAUACUACUCGCAAACGGCCCGACGCAAUAUGCCCAUUUCUUGCCAUUUCUCCGUCACUGUGAUGGCUCCCUAUGGCUCCUCUCCAAUGGAGUUCACGGGAUAUCAACAUUACCGGAUAUCGACCACGAAUGCACAGGACAACAAUAGCCAGGGUCGUAGCGACACGCUCAAGGGAAAGCUCACAACUCAUUCCGGCCAUCCGGGGCAUGUGGGCCUCGCGUGCCCAUGCAUUGCAUCACCAACCACCCAUAUCCAUCUCUGUCCACCUUUUUCUGGCCCUGGACGAUCUCGCCUCCAUUCCCCAAGAUCUGCCUACGGAUUCAAAAGGAGGGCAUACGCAAACGACAAGUCUCAUGACCAUCUUUUGGUUGGGCUGGGUGUUGAGUCUUUCUCCAUUGGCCAGAGUUUACUCUACAGCCCUGUCGGCCUUCCAAGAACUCGCAUGAUGCCCCUUUACCGCAAAUGA